UUCAGAAGCUUCUUGGUAGUGCUUGGGGUGAUACAAAAUGUGGAAAUACUAUGUUCAUUGUGUUUUAGUUAUACAAUUAGUAGUUAGUGACAGUUAUGGUGUUUAUUUUAUCAGUCCUGAUAAAAUGGACAGCCAGUUGUUGGUUCGCACAAAUAAUGGGAUCCUUCAAGGACGAACUAGUCACACAUACACUGAAAAACAAUAUUGGGCAUAUGAAGGAAUUCCGUAUGCAAAACCACCAACUGGCCAUCUACGAUUCCGGGCCCCAGAGCCCUUUGAACCCUGGUCAGGAGUCUUAGAUGCUACUAAAGAAGGUCUCACUUGUAUAGAAACGUAUCCUGAUGAAACGGGAGUUAUAACCAGGGGAGGUGAAGAUUGUUUAUUUGUGAAUGUGUAUACCCCACAGAAUCCACAGACUAUCAAAGAACUGUUGCCAGUAUUAGUUUGGAUAUAUGGAGGAGCAUUUCUUCAUGGCAAUUCUUCAGCAAAGUUCUACGGUGGUGAUAAUUUUAUAGAUCAAGAUAUCAUUGUGGUAACAUUUAAUUAUAGAGUGGGUUUAUUUGGUUUUCUCAGCACAGAAGACAUGGCCAGUCCUGGAAACUACGGACUCAAAGAUCAGAACCUUGUGCUGCGCUGGGUCCAACGAAACAUAAAAAAAUUUGGUGGUGAUAGGAAUCGUGUGACAAUUUUUGGUCAAAGCGCAGGAGCUGCCUCUGUCCUUUAUCAAGUGUCUUCUCCCAAAAGUAAAGGUCUCUUCCGAGCAGCCAUUUCAAGCAGUGGCAGCCCUCUGUGUCAGUGGGCAUUCCAAAGAAAUCCCAGAAAACUUGCUGUUGACGUUGGUAUUGCAGUUGGUGUAGAUACAAUAAAUACCAGAGAUUUAAUUGAGGUACUCCGCAAGGUGGAUGUGGAGCAACUGAAACAUGCUUCGAAACUAAUUGUUCUUGUGUCCAUACCCCAAGCAGAAAGAGAAGGAUUUCCAUUCAGCCCCACAAUUGAACCCCACCACAAAGGAGCCUUUUUAUCACAAAAUGUGUACAAAAUAUUAGAAAGUGGAGAUUUCAAUAGAGUGCCAAUUCUCAUGGGCGAAAACUCCUUAGAGUCAUUGUUGUUUGCUGAAGUCAUCAAUAUACUUCGUCCAUUGAAUAUUAUAUAUGAUAUAAGCCCUGGAUCAUUACCACCCCUUGCCAUGAAUAUCAAAACUGCAGAACAGAGAACCGCCGUUGGAAUGAAAAUUCUGAAACAUUAUUUCACAAGGUCGUAUCUAGAUGCCAGCAGGAAGGAUAUCUUAUAUGAACCCCACACCAACAGAGGAUGAUCUAUUACAACGAACGGUUUGGCCAACUGUGACAUCAGCAAGGAAUAUUACGUACCUUGAGAUAGGAAGUGAACUGUCACUGAAACAAAAUUACCGACAAAAGGAUAUGCAGUUUUGGGAUCAACUCUAUUACAACUACGGACACGCACCAUAUAUGACCUAUUGAAAUCUUGUACUGCAUAUUGGUGUCAUUCCUAGACAUCAUGAUCAUCCCAGCCAGCCGUAGUGAAAAUUGGCGUUUGUUGAUGAAACAUCGCUAAAGUAAAUGUUGCCAUAUCAAUUUGUAGUCUGCGAUGUGAAUAUAAUAGUUCUAAUGUGAUAUUAAGAGUAUUUAAGGUUCGAUAUAUCAGUAUUUUCAAAUUAGAAUAUGAUUAUUUAAUUUAUUAGCAUCUUUUUUCUCAUGUAGGUAAUAAAAUCAUCUGAAAUUGUGAAAAGUUCUGAAAAAACACUGUACCCACACACUAGAAAUGUAACACUUUUCUUGGCUCGCAUUUCACCAACCAAGUUGAUGGCAUCAAGAGAUGAUCUGAAUGAUUAUUAAUACGACCACUAAGAAAAGUAUCACACUUCUAAUAUGUAGAGAAAAUAUUUUCGUGGAUUGAUGUUUUCUUCUUCCUGUAUGUGAAACAUUAGUUUGAUCGAUUUUCAGAGUUUGAAAUAUAUUAUUUCGAAAACUAGCUCCAGCGUAUU
Messenger RNA from Leptinotarsa decemlineata (Colorado potato beetle), 2005 nucleotides. Its product is annotated as juvenile hormone esterase. The record is from RefSeq and is a predicted model, not a curated record. NCBI's taxonomy places the organism in Eukaryota, Metazoa, Arthropoda, Insecta, Coleoptera, Chrysomelidae.